This is a messenger RNA of Poeciliopsis prolifica (blackstripe livebearer), 4823 nucleotides long. It is a transcript of the gene ttc9b, whose product is annotated as tetratricopeptide repeat domain 9B. Lineage: Eukaryota; Metazoa; Chordata; Actinopteri; Cyprinodontiformes; Poeciliidae. The transcript is spliced from 3 exons. Gene Ontology annotation, molecular function: protein binding. Bases 498 to 1259 code for a protein of 253 amino acids. The record is from RefSeq and is a predicted model, not a curated record.
AUAUGUAUAAGAGUAAAACCCGGAUUAUUUAAUUGUAGUGAUAAAAAAAAAUAGUUAUUGAUAAUAAAUGUUUGCGUGGCCUUUUUUUUUUAAUUUCAUUUUUUGUCAUUUCACGUAAAAUCUCUACCGCAGCAACGCCUCACGACUUCUCUUUCUCUCCCAUCAUCCUGUGCGGUGUGAGGGUUUCGUGCGCGCGCUGUCUGUGGUGCUGAAGCUGCGCGUGCCGUCCACAGGCGCAUCCUUCCUUCCGCGAGACCAGAAAGCGGAAUUCUGUUUCCGACGGUUGGGCCGUUUGCUAAUUUCGGGAUGCUUCCUCCCGCUUCUCUUCGCUCUUUUUCGCCUUUUUAACUCGCAUUUAUGAUUUGAAGCGCCAGUGACAAUCUUCAGACGCGCCUUCUGCCUCUGUUUCUUUCGUCUCUUUCGGGUUUUAUUUUUUUUUAUCGACGCUUCCAGUCAGUUCGGUGCCGCCUGCCUGCCCCGCCGAUACCGCAUCCUUUAUGCACAGCACGCUGCUCCAGAGCUCCCCGAAGAAACACACCGAGCACAAUGGCCCGCUCCAGCUGCGUCCACUGAGAGACAUGGAAGCCAAACAACACCAGAUAAAAAGCCUGAAAAGCUACCCGGAGUCUGGCGGUCGUAGCCUGGCAGCGGCCGCCGGAGCAGGAGGAGGCGGCGGUAGUGGAGGCGGUGGAGGAGGAGACGGCGGGUAUCGAGCCGGCUCGGCCGAAACGGAGAUGGAGCUGAAGAUUCAGAAAGCCAUCGACUUCAAAGCGGAGGGCCACCGCUGCUACAAGGAGAAGAAAUUCCGGGAGGCGAUAGGCAAGUACCACCGCGCGCUGCUCCAGCUGAAGGGGGUUCAUGUUGUGGACGGGACGACGGGCUCCGAGGUCAACCUGCUGAGUCAAGCCGCGGCCAAGCUGACCGAGGAGCAGCGGAGAGCCGUGGAGAACACCGAGAUCGAGUGCUACGACAGCCUGACAGCCUGCCUGUUACAAUCUGACCUGGUGAACUACGAGAGAGUGAAGGAGUACUGUCUGAAGGUGCUGAGCCACCAGAGGGACCACUUUAAAGCCAUGUACCGGGCCGGCAUUGCCUUCUAUCACCUGGGGGAUUAUGAAUGUGCGUUACGCUACCUGCGCGAUGCUAAGAACCGCGAACCUGCAGACACCAACGUGCUUAGAUACAUCCAGCUGACAGAGAUGAAGAUGAGCAAGAGUGGACAGCGAGAACGGGAAAGCGGCAAAGAGACCCAGGGCUAAUCCCGUCCAGCUUCCUGGCCCUCCUGUUCCCUUUGACCCUUUUGGCAAUCCUGCUGACCCCUUCCUCUCUCCUCCUCUCUCCCCCUCCUCCUCCUCUUUCUCUUCCUCCUCCGACUCCUGACAGCAGCACAGACGGAACAGACCCAACCACCCAGCUGGUGACACACAAACGGGGCACAUAUCAACAACUGUCUGCUACUUUCUCCUCUUCUCUCCUCUCGGUUUCUCCCUCGGGGGCUUUGGCUUCUCUCCCUGGACACAAUCAGCAGCCUAACACGAAGAAAAUCAACAACAAAAACAAACGAGAGACAAAACUGUAAUAUACUCAUAGAAACCGUCCUUGUGCCGGAGUGAAAAAGGAGCUUCAAAGACCCGCACAUGAACCAUGAACAUUUGGUUGGUUUAGUACACGUUCAAAGAGCAGAACAUGCUUUUACUUCCUGCUUUCUUGCUCCUCUCUCUUUUUUCUCUCUGCCUUGUUUCUCCACGACCCCAAAUUCUCCAGGAGAGCUUUUGGGCUCGGGAAGCUGGACCACACUGGCAGGAGGGCAGGGGUCUGUGUGCAGGGAGACAGCGUGAAGCAUGACGGUUGUGAGACAUAUCAAGAUCGCAUCCCAUUCUGAUUGUACACCACGACCGAACAGAGCCCACUUCAGACCGGCUGGCGACAAGAAGCUGCCUCUGUUCCCGAUCUGUCAUUUCUCUGCCCGACCUCUCUGCCAUGCAUCUCACUUUCUAGACUGUUCUUUCAAUUCAAGGGCUAAUUCAAGUGUUUGUAACUCCUUGGUUAGGGUUUUUAGUUUUGCCGUCACGGUCAGUCGUACGUGAAAUGUUUGUUUGCAGCACAGAGGCAAAAUUCUCACGCGGUUCUGGCUGUUGUCCGGUCCGCUGUUGUGGCGAGAGGAAGAAACAGUGCAGUGUGUCUUGAAUCUGUUGUCCGAAGCCUCUCGCGGAUCGCGUGACGUGGCUGUCAUGUUGGAGAGAUUGCGCGAGGCCUUCCUCUUUCUCCCGGUUCUCCAUGAAUGAUGUCACGACGGAAAACAGCCAAUGAGCUCAGGCUGAGCUCAGGAGCUUCAUCAAACCCGGGUCGGCUCGUUGGACUCGCAUUUCCAAACGGCCCGACCUUUUCCCGCUAACGCCGAGCCUUCCCGGUGGUUGCUGAGACACUGAGGAGACUCCGGGCAGCGUUAGUGCAGGGAAAACACUCUCAAUCAUCGGUCCCAACCACAGCGCCGAGGCACUCCGCUGUCCAAGAAGAGAGCCAUUUGAGAUUCCUCCUGCUUUCAGUUUGCGUCGUGCUGAUAGACAAACGCGGCUGUGAGGGCAUGCGACAUUAGCAUCCGAAACUACUGACGGUAUAAGUUAGUGCGUAUCCAUUACUGGCUGUCAAAACUCUGCCGCUUGCUUCUGUUGUGGCUCAUGAAGCUGAAUCAUUGAUAUCGCUUUUUUUUUCUUUUUCUGAUAGCUUUUCUGCAGGUUUAAAUCGUCCGGCGCGGUUCCGGCCAGGGGCUCAAUCGAUCAUAUGUGAAAGCAUGACCUGAAUUCCUCUCCUCUCUGGGGCGGUGGAACCCAGAUUUCCUCGUUCCUUUUGUGCAAGCCCACGCUCCGCAUGCAAAGCGUGGCUCUUGAGAGUUAUUUGAGAAGUCUUUUUUGUUUUUGUUUUUUUUGACUGGGAGUUUAUUGGCCCUGUUGCGUUCUGUCAUGGCAUGCUGCCACUAAAAUGCUUGCUCAUGCAAUCUGCGUAGCUCUUCUCUGAACUGAGAGGGUUGUGACUGUGAUCACAGUAAAAGAGGUAUGAAAUAUCUCUGGAUAGAGCUUGUUGUUAAUUUACAAAGGUGGAGGAUUGUUGCUCUGAAAGCUAAAUGAUUAAAUCGGAAGCUGGGAAGGACAAUGCCCUCCCAGUUUGAUUUAUUGGCCAGGUACGAGUUCGAGAAGGACCCACAGUAAGUGUGUCAGUGGCACUCUGGAGAGACGGUACAUGGAGGCUCCGGGGGAAGUAGGCCAUCGUCGGCUCGAGUUAAGCAGUUGCAGCCCCUUGCAGAAGAUGCAGCAAGGUUCAAAUCACAUUUAUCAUUCAUGACUACAUGAUGGGGAUUUAUGACCAUGUCCACAAAAACAGAGCUGCAGCUGAGGCAUCUCGCCGUCGAUGAAACGUCCUCCUUAAGGAGUCUGACAGCCGGAAUUCACUUUCAACCAUAAGAAGGGAAAAAAAAACCCAGCUGUUUCAAUGCUGUAAACUUUAACAUGAUGACAUAAUAAUAGUAUUACACACAGCCUUGCAAAAGUAUUCAUACCUCUUGUAAUUAUGCUCAUUUUCUGCACAGAGUUCAGUGUAUUUUCUGUGAUAGUCCAACACAAACUAGAGUAUAGUUCUGAAGCGGAAUCGGGACUUCUUAAAGUUUUCUUUUACUAUCGGCUUUCUUCUUGAUGUUCUCUAAAGAUCAGAUUUGUGGAGAGCGUGACUUGUUAACAGAGUUCCUCGGUCUCCAUGAUGCUGUUUGUUCAAUUAACGCCCUUCAAUGAACCGCUAGCGUAGGAUUUCUCUUUCGUGUUAGCCAAAAGACCACAAGCCAUUUCUCCCCCAAAAGCUCGACUCUCAUGUUUGCUUUUGUUGUAUUUACCCAGAAUGCCCUGCACUGGAGUCCACUUCCUGCUUUUGAAUCGGUCUCCACACAUGCAUUCGAACUGCUCCAGAGUUCACUUCAACUGAACCGAGAUCCAGGUUUGUAGGCUGACCAGAGUUUGAUUGCACAUUCGCACCUCCCCAAACAAACGGGACUUUCUGGACAAGCGACCUGGAGUUUGAUUGAAGCAGACUGAACUGGGCUGGUGUGAAUGCACCCACAAAACGAAUACUUUUUAGAUCACAGUGAAGCCAGGCUGGCAGGAUGUGAAGGACAGAGCGAGGGCCAGAUUUGCUGGGAAGGGCCUGGAACCCGCUAAUAACUGCUUGCGUCUCUCGUUAAUUUUUUAUUUGUAACACUGUUGAAAACCUUGUACCAGUUUCCUUUCACCUCACAAUCAUGCGGCGCUUUGUGUUGGUCUAUCACGUAAAAUCUCAAUUAAAAAUCAUCGGGUUUGCGCUUUUGACACAACGUGAGCAGGUCUGAUACUUUUGCAGGGGCCUGUCAGCUUUAGCUGCAACAUCCAAACAUUGUGUUGGGAUUGAGACGUGAGAUGCAGAAACCGUUCUGCUCCUGCGCGCUCUCUGCCGUGUGUUUAUGUCUUCUGCCUCCCAGAGGAGAUAAAUCAGCAGCAGCAGGAGGCUCGGUCUCCAUGGCUGCUGGAGCUGAGUCUCCUCUCCCACAGGGUCCCGCGGGGACCGGUGUCCCCCUCACUGUCGUCUCUCCACGGCUCCGGCUCAUCAUCUUGUUUUCGUCUGGCUGUGCUGAAGUCAUCUUAGCUCAUGGUGUAAGAGAAAGGUUAACUAGCUGCACACUGAGCAGGUUUGUUGCUUACUGACCGCGCUGACUCUGAGGCUGUUAAUGGCGAGUAAAAUAAUAAAUAAUAAUAAAUAAUCCAACAACGAGCUGCGUGUGCAAACAGAGACUCCUCAUCUCUUUG